AUAAUUUUCAACCUUCAUUUGAAAGAAAUGAAAUUUUAAUCGAUUAUGUCCGAUUUACAAAAUUCAAGAGAGAUGAUACCAUUCGUUUAUCACAUAUGCCCGACUUCUUACCAACAUAUAAUUUACAACUAGCUAUCCCCAAAGCAUUUAAUGAUAAAUACUUUUCAGAAGACAAAGUGAAAAAUUUGAUUGAAUUAAAAGAUAUAAUUUUUAAAUAA
Messenger RNA from Funneliformis caledonium, 218 nucleotides. Lineage: Eukaryota; Fungi; Glomeromycota; Glomeromycetes; Glomerales; Glomeraceae. The record is from the annotation of a GenBank genome assembly.